Molecule: messenger RNA, 1248 nt
Organism: Penicilliopsis zonata CBS 506.65
Lineage: Eukaryota; Fungi; Ascomycota; Eurotiomycetes; Eurotiales; Aspergillaceae
Exons: 1
Coding region: 1-1248 (415 amino acids)
Source: RefSeq, a predicted model, not a curated record
AUGCGCUCAGACUUGAACUUGGUCAACUCGAAGGACACACUGUACUCGGUCUCGAGCUCUAGGACCCCACCAUCUCAAAGUAGCCACCAGCUCUCCAGCUCCCUUUCAAAGAAUCCCCAGCCUCAGGUGCUACACGAACAGUCUUGGGUCAGUGAUCCCGAUCAGCUGACGAAACCCCCUUCUCAGGACACAAUCUCCGACAGCCUGGAUACUUUCCCGAAUAAAGUAAAGGGCCACAAAAGUAAGAAGCACAUCAAUCCUCUUCUCAGACAGGUUUCUGGGGAUGAGUCACGCUCAACUUCAAUCGAUCUUUCACGGUCGUCUUUUGAACAAGAAGGGCUGGGGAUCUUCAUGAACACCGCGAAGGACGGGUGGCAGACCGAUUCAUAUUCGAGUUUAACUGCCAGAAGGACUGUCUCGGGUUUUCACAAUCGCUCUACAAGUGCAACCUCACAAUUUUCGGGUACAAGUUCCUCGAGUGUUGGAAAACCUGGAUCUCAGUAUGUUCACCCAAUGCGCCAGACGCCUCGGUCGUAUACGCCACCACUCAAUCAAUCCUGCCAAACAUCAAUCACUGAAACCAAUAACCCUGAGCUUGAAAACCCGUCGUCACAUUGCGAGCAGGCUCCAGACAACACAGACUUGAAACGCCCUCCACCUUUUGCCCGUACACCGUCUGGGCAGGCUCCUCGGCUAUCUCUCCAACUCAAUGAUGGUUCAUACUCGAGACUCCCUGGAAUAGGAAUAUCUCAGCCUAGUAUCACUGGGCGUACUUCUUUUGGCUACUCUAGAGACAACUCGAGCGUCCUGGAUACGACGUCUCCAACAUCCAGGUCAUCUCUAGACUUUAUCUUCCGAUCGAAAACACGAACAAAUACGGAUACUUUAUCCCGCGCCGCCACUGUGCAGGCAGCACGCCAGGCGUUUGAGGAGAAAGAGGCAGCAAAGACCCGUAAAUUCGAAGAGCAGCAGAUUAAGGCGGAGGAAAAGGAAAAUCGCCGCAAGAAGAAGCAGAGCUUACGAAACUCCACAAACUCUGAUCAGUACCAGAGCACAUUCGCUGCAGAAAAGGUAUCGCAAGAGAGCACCGGCCUUCCCGAGCCAACUCGCCCUAGUUCCUCUCCUCAACACCAACGACACAGGUCAGGAUCCUGGAAAUCUCAGUCCAAGAGCACCUGGAUGCUUUUCAUGACAUGGCUGAGAACAAGAGUGUUUAAACUCAGACGAAACGCAUUGAAGCGUCGCUGA